Messenger RNA from Suncus etruscus (white-toothed pygmy shrew), 1600 nucleotides. It is a transcript of the gene CNN2, whose product is annotated as calponin 2. The transcript is spliced from 7 exons. Bases 22 to 942 code for a protein of 306 amino acids. Lineage: Eukaryota; Metazoa; Chordata; Mammalia; Eulipotyphla; Soricidae. The record is from RefSeq and is a predicted model, not a curated record. Gene Ontology annotation, molecular function: actin binding. Gene Ontology annotation, biological process: actomyosin structure organization.
UCCAGGCCCGUCGCCCCGGCCAUGAGCUCCACGCAGUUCAACAAAGGACCUUCCUACGGCCUGUCUGCAGAGGUCAAGAACCGGCUCCUGUCCAAAUAUGACCCUCAGAAGGAGGCAGAGCUGCGCAGCUGGAUUGAGAGACUCACGGGACUGUCCAUCGGCGCUGACUUCCAGAAGGGUCUGAAGGAUGGGGUGAUCUUAUGCACACUGAUGAACAAGCUGCAGCCUGGCUCAGUCCCCAAGAUCAACCGCUCCAUGCAGAACUGGCAUCAGCUAGAAAACCUCUCCAACUUCAUCAAAGCCAUGGCGAGCUACGGCAUGAACCCCGUGGACCUGUUUGAGGCCAACGACCUGUUUGAGAGCGGGAAUAUGACACAGGUGCAAGUGUCUCUUCUGGCCCUGGCGGGGAAGGCCAAGACCAAGGGCCUGCAAAGUGACGUGGACAUUGGCGUCAAGUACUCGGAGAAGCAAGAGCGGAACUUUGACGAUGCCACCAUGAAGGCCGGCCAAUGUGUCAUCGGGCUCCAGAUGGGUACCAACAAGUGUGCCAGCCAGUCGGGCAUGACGGCGUACGGCACCAGGAGGCACCUCUAUGAUCCCAAGAACCACAUCCUGCCUCCUAUGGACCACUCCACCAUCAGCCUGCAGAUGGGCACCAACAAAUGUGCCAGCCAGGUUGGCAUGACAGCUCCGGGCACCCGGCGCCACAUCUAUGACACCAAGCUGGGAACUGACAAGUGUGACAACUCAUCCAUGUCUCUGCAGAUGGGCUACACGCAGGGUGCCAACCAGAGUGGCCAGGUGUUCGGGCUGGGCCGCCAGAUCUAUGACCCCAAGUACUGCCCACAGGGUCCUGCAGCUGAUGGGGCUCCAGUUACUGACUGCCCGGGUUCUGGGGACACUGAGUUCCCCACCUACUACCAGGAUGAGGCAGGCUACUGAGGCAUCCUGGUGGGGGGAAGGGGUGACUCCCACAACCGCCUUCCUCUUUUUUUCUGGGGUUCCUCCUUUUAUUUCCUAUUUUUUUGGGGGGCCAUACCUGGCAGUGCUCUGGGCUGACUCCUGGCUCUCUGCUCAGAGAUUACUCCUGCUGGUGCUCAGGGGACCCUAGGGGAUGCCAAUGAUCAAACCCGAGUGGGUUGUGUGUAAUGCCAGCAUUCUCUCACCAUUCCACUUUUGCCCUGUUCACCCCCUUUUUAAUUAUUGUCAGUAUAUGGAGGCUGCUGGAUUGGGGAAGUCAUGUCCAAAUGCUGGGGGUGGGGUGGGGAGAAUGGACCAAGCUAGGUAGUCAAUUUCCUGGCCGGCUCUGGAGGUAAAGAAUCAACGUGGGGCCCCCCAAAAAUGGUUUCCUUUUGCUUCUCCUCAUCUUCCCUUUUUUAGUCGAAUCAGUUAGUGGUUUUUGCACCCACAGAGGUUUCAAGCAGUGAAACGAAAGUAAAAGAAAAAUAAUUCUUUUCUGAGGAAGGGGUGGGGGUUGAGAAAGGAAGCAGGUUCUUGGAAUUUUUCUCUUUCCGGUGUUCUGAAGAGCUCUGGCCACUCACAAGGACCCAGUAUUCAGAUUAAAAUCCCGGGCAGUACAACAGAAUUCCUCGUGGCUGAA